Penicillium canescens is the source of this 600-nucleotide messenger RNA. RefSeq names its product NmrA-like family protein. Bases 1 to 600 code for a protein of 199 amino acids. The record is from RefSeq and is a predicted model, not a curated record. The transcript has 3 exons. Lineage: Eukaryota; Fungi; Ascomycota; Eurotiomycetes; Eurotiales; Aspergillaceae.
AUGGGAAGUGAUUCAUCAAGUCUGCGGCCUCCAUCUCGAAACAGAGGACAUCCCGUUCUACCGCCAACUUAUCCCGGACGACAGCGUCCUUCAUCAGGAUGCGAUCAGACCGUGGUGGAUAGAAACAAAUCCAGCUCCCGCUUCGACCACCUCCCGUGGUACGCCUACACAGCCGAUAUCCGCCAGUACCUUGCGGACCUGAACAAGGACAAGAAGGUCCCCGAGUACACCUUUUUCCAACCCGGCCUGUUCACAAACUACUUCACCCGCCCUUACAAGUCCUCCGAGCACAUCUAUCAACUCGAAACCCUGUCGACUUUGAAACUAAACAGCCGCGACGACACCCCUAUAACCCUAACAGCAGCGCAAGAUCUCGCUGCCGUUGUUGCAAAGGCAAUCGAGUAUGAAGGCGAAUGGCCAGUCACUAGUGGAAUCCGAAGCACGAGAUUGUCCAUUGGAGAGCUUAUUGAGCUUGGUGGUAAGUUUCUUGGGGGAAUGCCGUUCACGAUUGACCAGGUCAAGGCGGAGGACUUUGAGAGCGGAGAGUGGCAGACGAGCUGGUUGCCGGAGGUGGAUCGUCCUUCUAUCCGCAAGGAAUAG